ACGCGCGCGUCACCUUCCAUCGCGUAUAGAACAGUAAAGUCAGGGCGAGAGAGACAGAGUCUUUUGCGGCAAACACACACGGCAUUUAGUCUUUUUCGACAAAACAAAUAGUUUGCAUCUGCAUUUAUUUCUUUCCGCUGUGGAAAAAAACGAGAAUCAAAUCAAUUUGAAUAAUCAUGGGUGUUGACAUUGAACGCAUUUCUCCAGGAGACGGAAGCCGAUUCCCAAAAAUGGGUCAAACAGUCGUAGUUCAUUACACAGGUACAUUGGAUAAUGGAACCGUUUUCGAUUCAUCACGAAACCGCGGAAAACCAUUCAAAUUUGUCAUUGGCCGUGGUGAGGUUAUCCGGGGAUGGGAUGAAGGUGUCGCACAGUUGUCUGUUGGUGAACGCGCCCGAUUGGUCUGUUCGCCAGAUUAUGCGUAUGGUUCACGGGGACACCCAGGCGUUAUUCCACCGAACGCACGAUUGACAUUUGAUGUUGAACUCCUGAACAUUGAAUAAACCGCAUGCGGUAGUAACCUCCAAACCGGCACCAGUGGCCGCACAUGAACAAUAUCCGGAAAACUCUAAAUAAUAAAGAAAAACCUAAAACCAA
Sitodiplosis mosellana (orange wheat blossom midge) is the source of this 597-nucleotide messenger RNA. It is a transcript of the gene Fkbp12, whose product is annotated as peptidyl-prolyl cis-trans isomerase Fkbp12. NCBI's taxonomy places the organism in Eukaryota, Metazoa, Arthropoda, Insecta, Diptera, Cecidomyiidae. The coding region runs from base 177 to 503 and encodes 108 amino acids. The transcript has 3 exons. Gene Ontology annotation, molecular function: peptidyl-prolyl cis-trans isomerase activity. The record is from RefSeq and is a predicted model, not a curated record.